AUACCAGUUAGGCGUCGUACAAGAUGGCGGUCGCGAGUGACCAUCACGAAGGAUCCUUACAAGAAGAAGUUGAAUUACUAGAGGCUAUUUAUAUUCAUGAAUUAACAAUAGAAGGACUGAAAGACAGACCGUCAUCUAUCAGCCUACUUCUUCAUCCAAGUACAGGUGACGAGGGAGAGAAGCAAUAUGUUUGUCUAACACUACAGAUCUUUCUUCCAAAUGAGUACCCCAAUGCAUUACCUGGUAUACACAUUAGCAAUCCAAGAGGUCUCUCUGAUGCUCAUGUGGAAAGUAUUAUCUCCAACUUAAGAGAACUUGCAGAAAGCAGACUUGGAUCUCCCAUGUUGUAUGAACUCAUUGAUUAUGCCAAAGACAGCCUUACAGACAACAACAUUCCAAGCUGUGCCUGUGCAAUAUGCUUGUCACAUUUCCAGGACAGUCACUGCUUUACCAAGACUGAAUGCUACCACUACUUUCAUUGUAGUUGUUUAGCUAGAUACAUAGAGUACAUUCUUAGGAAAAUCRAUGAAAGUGACCAGGAAGACAAACAGAUUGUGUGUCCUAUGUGUCGGUUACCAAUCACUUAUGAUCUGGAAGCUUUGAAGAUGGCACCAGAAGAUCUGUUUAGUGAUAAUGAGGCUUCCUAUUCUCCUGACAAGAAAAUGAAACGGCUCCAGAAGGAGAUGGCUGAACUUUUCGACAAACAGCUUAAAAAGGGCGGAAUAAUAAAUGUUGAGGAAGAAAAAAACAGAUUUUUGAUUGAAAUCAAAACGGCUCCUGUGCAACAGGAUACCGAAGACACUACAGUUGACGAUGAUCGUGCACUUGACAACGAUACUGAUACAGGUAAACCAAGUAGUGCUGAUGUUGUAGUUGAUCAGAAUAAAAGUACGAAUUAUCUAGACAAAGGCAGUGAAGAAAGGAGACGAGAAAGACCGUCAUCUUCACGUAAAAACCGAGGGAGGGGUAGACAACAUAGGCAUUAUAGAACUGACGGACGCUGGGACGAAAGGAAUGAUGGACCGCGGAAUGAACGACCAAGUAACGAACGACCGCGGAAUGAACGACCAAGUAACGAACGACCAAGGAACGAGCGACCAAGGAACGAACGACCGCGGAAUGAACGAGCAAGGAACGAACGACCGCCUAAUGAAAGACCAAGUAAUGAAGGACAGCGGAAUGAACAACCAAGUAACGAACGACCGAGGAAUGAACGACCAAGUAACGAACGACCGCCGAAUGAACGACCAAGGAACGAACGACCGAGGAAUGAAAGACCAAGUAAUGAACGACCAAGGAACGACCGACCGCAGAAUGAACGACCAAGCAACGACCCACCGCAGAAUGAACGACCAAGGUGUAAUAACGAAAGAGGAUUCCAAAAGGGUCAACGAGAUAGGGAAGUUAAUCAGAAAACACAAGGUACAGAGAAGUAUAAAGGUAGUCAAGGGAAUGAAACAAAGACGAAAAAUGACAGGUCUGAUGAGAAUAAAGCGGUACCUGGAGAAAUUAAUGGAUUAAAAUCGUCUAAUGUUCAACAAGAUCAGAAUGUUCAACAUGUUAUUGAUAAAUCAGAUGUGAAAAGUGUUAAGUCAGGAGAUACCACUGAGGCCACUAUUAGCUUGGAAUCAAAAAACGAUGAUAAAAGUUCAUUGAAAAUAACUGUAGCACAAAAAGACAAUUAUCAAGGGACGAAAAGAACAGAGAGUGGGUACGGAGAGAAACAUAGCGACAAAACUACGGGUAGAAAAGAGGACAUACCGAGUCACAAGAAAGAUUUCUCACAUCGACGAGACGAACCAGUUGAUCAGAAGGUUGGUAGUCGUAGCAAAGGCGCUAGGAAUGUAAGACACUCGUCACCAUCACGCGAAACUUCUUCUAGGACAACAGAUAGAGAAAAGAUCUAUGAUGAUGACAAAAGUAGAAGAAGACAAAAGAGACCAAAGAGACCCGAGCAAAAGGACAAAGAUGUUAAAAUUUCACCUUCAAACGACGGACAAUACUCGCCUUCCAGAAAUGAUAUCGAAAAUGCUAAACCAUUGAAGCUUCACUCGCAGAGCGAGUUGACCUGUGAAAAUACGAACUUAUCGCAAUCUAAUGUUAAAACGGACGAUAAGUCUGCUGCUGGUGUUGCCAGACCUCCCCCGGGGUUUGAUAGAAUAGAGAUAAAAUCCCGGGGACCCACCGGUCCACCACCGGGCUUCGAAAGUAAUGAUUCAUUGGUAGGAAAGCAGCCACCUCCAGGAUUCUGAAAUCGUCACUUGGUGAUAAUAACAGAUGUAUUUACAUUUGGAUUUCGUUAAUCAGAUUAUAUUGGUCAUGGCUAUAAAAURCGUUGGCUGGUUGUCAAUACCAGUUGGUUGGAUUAGAUAUUCUGUGCUUCGUUGGUGUCAUUAAUUAAGUGCUUUUGCAUGUUUCGUUGGAAUUGACAAUGUGUACAGCUAUUUCAAAAAAGGUCGGUGAAGAUUUUGCUACAUGCUUCUUACUUAGCUUGAAAUGUAUUAUAUUCGUAUGUAAAUAAUGACAGCACUGAAGAAAUUAUACUGGUAAAAAAGUGUAGGCAAAGUUUGGUAUAUCCAUUUUGUUGUGACCUUUCACUAAUUGCAUUCACAUUACCCAUAGUUCAUUUCGGGCUUGGUAUGCAACAUGCAUUAUGUAACAAAACAACCUUUACCAACCUUUUUUGAAAUAUUUGUUGUAUAUGACUUUGUAAGCGAUUCAAGUUGUGGUGUGCCACACAGACUAUUCUUUGGUCCUUUUUCUGUAGUUGGUUAUUUUUGUGUUUCAGCGAUAAAAAGUUAAUAAAAUGUCUAUUUAGUUCUCUAA
Molecule: messenger RNA, 2826 nt
Organism: Actinia tenebrosa (Australian red waratah sea anemone)
Lineage: Eukaryota; Metazoa; Cnidaria; Anthozoa; Actiniaria; Actiniidae
Biological process (GO): protein ubiquitination
Cellular component (GO): nucleus
Molecular function (GO): ubiquitin protein ligase activity; protein binding
Source: RefSeq, a predicted model, not a curated record